Molecule: messenger RNA, 507 nt
Organism: Solanum pennellii
Lineage: Eukaryota; Viridiplantae; Streptophyta; Magnoliopsida; Solanales; Solanaceae
Exons: 3
Coding region: 1-507 (168 amino acids)
Source: RefSeq, a predicted model, not a curated record
AUGGGUGGUGUAGCUGAGGAUGGUGUUGGUGUUUCUGGUAACUAUGGUGAACAUCAAGUCGCCAACGAUGUGGGGGAUGUCGCUGAGGAUGGUGUUGGCGUUUCUGUUAACGAGGGUAAACAGCAAGUCAAUGCUACUCCAAAGGAUGGUGACGCACAUCAAUCGCACCAAGAUUUAAAUGAACCUAUCAUGGAUCAAGAUGGUGAUGACAAUGUUCAACACAACAUCCCUCACGUUUUGCACGAUAAAACAACAAUGGAUGCAUCGAAAUCUUCCACUUUAACAACAAUAUUGCCAUCAACUCAAGCAGCAAUAGAUGAACUUAUCAAAGAUUUGGGAAAAGAUCCUACUAAUGCUAGACCAUUGUAUUCUUACAAUCCACAGAAUAUAACUAGCAACCAGUACUUGUUGACCGAUAGUCAAUUACCCACUGACAUUCCAAUAACUGAUAUUGGAGCCUCAAGAAAUAUUCAAUCUCCAUAUUGUACUUCUUUUGGGUCAAGCUAG